Molecule: messenger RNA, 677 nt
Organism: Spea bombifrons (plains spadefoot toad)
Lineage: Eukaryota; Metazoa; Chordata; Amphibia; Anura; Pelobatidae
Gene: FHIT
Product: fragile histidine triad diadenosine triphosphatase
Exons: 1
Coding region: 119-565 (148 amino acids)
Biological process (GO): diadenosine triphosphate catabolic process; purine nucleotide metabolic process; negative regulation of proteasomal ubiquitin-dependent protein catabolic process
Cellular component (GO): cytoplasm; plasma membrane; nucleus
Molecular function (GO): ubiquitin protein ligase binding; bis(5'-adenosyl)-triphosphatase activity
Source: RefSeq, a predicted model, not a curated record
UCAUAGAGUGACAAGUCUUGAAUGUGGUAGCCAUUGCUAGCUCGGCUGUUCACAGCUCUGUUAAAACGUUUUGGUGGUAUUAUUGUACAUAACAUUACUAUUUCCACUAAGCACAGCCAUGUCCUUUUUGUUUGGCCAACAUCUUAUCAAGCCAUCAGUUAUAUUUUAUAAGUCUCCUCUCUCUUUGGCCCUGGUAAAUAGGAAGCCAGUUGUGCCUGGUCAUGUGCUUGUUUGCCCAAUGAGAUCUGCAAAUCGUUUCAAAGAACUUAGACCUGAUGAAGUGGGCGAUCUCUUUAACACAGUCCAGAAAGUGGCCACUGUGGUGGAAUCUCAUUUUGGCGGCACUUCCAUUACCAUCUCUCUUCAGGAUGGACCAGAAGCAGGACAAACUGUCCACCAUGUUCAUGUACACAUUCUGCCCAGGAGAGCUGGAGAUUUUUCAAGAAAUGACCAAGUAUAUGAAGAACUAGAAAUUCAUGACAAAGAGUGUCAAGGCCACUCAGAAAAAUGGAGAUCUGAAGAGGAGAUGGAAACUGAGGCCGCUAUUCUUAAGAAAUAUUUCUAGUAGCAGUAGUAAAUGCAGAUCUUAUCAUAAUGUUAAGUUAAGCAAAUGUAUGUGUAAGAGAAUGAAUAGACAUGAAUCAACUGUUAUGGAAAUAAAUAGCACUCUAUUUUCA